UUUUUCACCUCAAAGUACAAACGUCAAUUUUUCAUUUUGUAAAUAUUGCAAAAGUAGGUUUUGCUAAUAAUUCAUUAACAUGUCUUUUUUAACUCGAGCGAACUGUUUAGCCAAAAAUGUAAUAUUGUCAACAUUCGUACGAUCUAUAUCAACAACAAAACAUUUACAACUUAAAGAAUUGCAUGAACGUAAAGAAGGAUCUACAUUAAUUGUGGAAGGAGUGACAGUGCCUUCUCCGCAUACAGAGCUGUUAAUACGAGCGGAGAAAAUCAAAGAUUUAGCUCCUGUCGAAAAGACAGAGCAUACUUGCUAUAUGUGUGCUUUGGACCUAGAUGUUAAGCAUACAGACGUCUUGAUCUUAAGCCAGUUUGUAAGAACAGACGGUUGUAUGUUGCCGCGGCGUAUCACAGGGCUCUGCCGUCGGCAACAGAAGAAAGUUGGAAAAAUGGUUUCAAUGGCUCAGAAAGCGGGUCUAAUGAUCAACUUGACACCAUCAUACUGUAAAAAGGAUCCAAGGCAGAGAUAUGCAUACAAAAAGUUCAAUACAUACUUUGAUGAAAACACUAUAUUCAUGAAGAAAAUACCCAAGCCUGUUGAUAAAUUUAAGCGAUGAAUUAAUUAGUACAUUAAUAAUGUAUAAUAAAUUUAUCUAUAAAUAUUGUGAGAUUUAAUAAACUUUGCUAGAAUGUA
This is a messenger RNA of Bicyclus anynana (squinting bush brown), 690 nucleotides long. It is a transcript of the gene mRpS18A, whose product is annotated as 28S ribosomal protein S18a, mitochondrial. The record is from RefSeq and is a predicted model, not a curated record. Bases 80 to 613 code for a protein of 177 amino acids. Gene Ontology annotation, molecular function: structural constituent of ribosome; small ribosomal subunit rRNA binding. Gene Ontology annotation, biological process: mitochondrial translation. The transcript is spliced from 3 exons. Gene Ontology annotation, cellular component: ribosome; mitochondrial small ribosomal subunit. Lineage: Eukaryota; Metazoa; Arthropoda; Insecta; Lepidoptera; Nymphalidae.